AUGUCCUUAAAAAUAACUGAACAUUUAAGCAAUACACUUAAAGCAGCUAACUCCCGGACGCCAUCACCUGCCUCGUCGCCCACAAAUUUAGUUGCCAAAUUGCCACAAAUCAUGCAGCAACAUCAUCAUCAACAGCAGGCGACGGCAAUGCAUCAACACCAUCAAGUCACUUCAACGGCUAACACAACAACAAAUACAACAAUGGUGGUAUCGUCGAAAACUCCUUUUUCCAUUGAACACAUUUUUGAUAAAUUAAAAUCAACAACAUCACUGCCUUCCGGAGAAUACACAAAUCAUUCUGCAAAUAAACAUCCAAUAUUAAGUGGACGUCACGAUGCCGAAGAAUAUCAAAGGAUUAUACAAAGAGAAAGAUCUCUCAAAUCAGGAGAACGUCAUGCGGUCGCAACAACCACAGAUUCAAGUACCACGACAACAUCACAUGCAACCACAACACCAGUAGCCGCUUCCAAUACAUCUUCGUUGCAACAGCAGCAACAACAUAACUAUCCAGCAACACCACAGCCGCAUCAUCCACAACCGACGGUCUUGACAACACCGUCAACACACCCUCAUGCACCGCCACCACCACCGCCCAGCAGUGUUUUAUAUCCCAGUGCAGCGUACAGUGAUCAUGGAUUUCUACAAAUGACCUUGGGUUAUUUGUCACCCUCAUCGGGUGCAUACAAAUCGGUGGAUCCCUAUUUUCUGUCACAAGCUGGUCUCUUUGGUGGUGGCCACUUAUUUGCCGGCGGCUGCAUGCCUGAAUUGGCCCUUGGUCUGGGCAUGGGUGUUAACGCUUUGCGCCAUUGCCGCAGACGUAAGGCGCGCACCGUUUUCAGUGACCCUCAACUUUCGGGUUUGGAAAAACGUUUUGAGGCGCAACGUUAUUUAUCGACACCCGAACGUGUUGAAUUGGCCACAUCGUUGGGUUUGAGUGAAACCCAAGUGAAAACUUGGUUUCAAAAUCGUCGCAUGAAACACAAAAAACAGCUUCGACGAAGGGAUGUCCUAAAUGAACCAGUUGACUUCUCACGUUCAGAUGGAGCUGGCAGCAAUGCAAAUGGUGGCAGUGGUGGUAAUGGCAAUAAUAAAAAUGGCCCCUUAACGUCAUCCGGCUCAUCGUCAGCAUCUUCGGUCUCAUCACAAAUUUCAUUGAGCAAUGGUGGCGGCGGCACUACAACAAAUGGAAAUACAGCCAACGGGCUAAGUGAAGCAGCCAAGGCAGCAUUACACUCGAGUAACCCAUCAUCCGGCACACAACAUAAUCAUCUUGCACAACAGCAGCAGCAUCAUCACCACCACCCCCAACUACCGCACUCACAUCCCCAUCACGCCAGUCAUCAUCAGUUACAAAUGUUGCGCAGUAUAUCCUCCAAUGGCCAUGUUAUGACAGACGGCAAUGGUGCACUUGGUGGCGGUGGUGCGGGUGGUGGUAUCGGGUUUAUUCACAAUGACUAUUCCACUGAUGAUUAUUCCGAUUUAGAAGAUGAAGAUAUGGACGAUGAUGGCGAAGGCAGUGAUGUCGAUAUUGUUGGUGAUAGUAAAUCUCUAUAUCAUUUAACGUAAUAUUUAGGAGGUAG
Messenger RNA from Musca vetustissima, 1580 nucleotides. Its product is annotated as brain-specific homeobox protein. NCBI's taxonomy places the organism in Eukaryota, Metazoa, Arthropoda, Insecta, Diptera, Muscidae. The transcript has 5 exons. The record is from RefSeq and is a predicted model, not a curated record. Bases 1 to 1566 code for a protein of 521 amino acids. Gene Ontology annotation, molecular function: DNA-binding transcription factor activity, RNA polymerase II-specific; DNA binding. Gene Ontology annotation, biological process: regulation of DNA-templated transcription.